UUAUAUUGAUAAAUGUAGACUAGAUCUAGAUCUAGAUCUACAUUAAGAAAUUUUCCAAGAAACCAUAAAAUAGUAUUCUUGUGAAGAAUGACGAACUUAAAAAAGACCAAAUCUAAAAAACUGGUAAUACCUUCAGUGUCCAAAGGAAAAGAUCCAGCUAAGGUAAACUAUAAGACUGCUAAUGGCAAAUCAGACGAUUUAAAUCUAUGGGAUAAGUUACCUCGAGAGGUAGUUUUAAAUAUAUUCAAUCGCCUCCAACAAAGCGAUCUGUUUAGACUAGCGACGGUAUGCAAGUCUUGGCGGGAUUUGAUCCACACUACGCCACACUUUUGGCGAACCAUGCACCUGAAGCUAAGCUGUGCACACAAAUCUAUGCACAGCAAGAGGGCUCUGUGGUGGUCAAACAUUCUCGGCGGACACUUCAAGGAAUUGUGGAUCUCUUGCCAUCACGAACAUGCCGCCCAGGGUUGUAAAUCGGUGGUUAAUGAUUUCCAAAAAGUUAUCUUAAACUUACUGCAUCUAUCUCUUACGUCAUUAAAAAUAACGGACCUACAACUACAUAGCACAUGGAAUCAUUUAGUCCUCGGUACCCGAUAUGUUAUGACGCGCUUGCUGCCCAGUCUUGACCGUCUGCAGUAUUUCCAAAUGUCGUCCGCGAAUUGGCCAGUUCGCGAAGGGUUCAAGGUCAUGGACACCAUCUUGACCGUGUCCAGAGGAACCCUACAGUCGCUUGUCAUCGACGGGUUCUUUGACACGGCCACGUUGACCAAGAGACCGGCUGAGUUUGAGCGAGUGACCAACGGCAUCCUUUCUCUCAACCGCCUGACAAAACUAGGCAUCGACUACCAGCUCCUGACUGACAGCUUUGUGACAGCGCUGUCCAGGUCACACACAGGACAGCUCAAGGUACUGAAGAUCUUAGCCAGACAUAUGGAUCGCAACACGCCAAGGAUCUCUAAAAACUCUUGGCUGACUUUGAUAAAGGCUUGUCCUACAUUGAAGGUAGCGUUUAACAUUGAUGGUUUGAAUUCUUACAUCACCAUCGUUGACAUACUGGACCCGGUUCUGCCCAUCUACAAGAUACGUCUGAUGCUGAAGUCAAGUCUAGAACCGAGCGAAUGGGACGGUAUUUGCACGUCGGCUGUGCUAGGCCUCAUCACGAUUAACUUUCGGCACAGCUUGGUCAAGUUUGAGAUGGAGGUUGGACGAAGAAGUUGUUUGAUCGACCUGGCUUUUAUAAUGCUGGUGAAAUCGUGUCACCAACUGAUGGAUGUUAAGACUUGGGCCCACUUCACCUAUCCAACAACAGCGACCACAGUACGUGCAAUACUACAGGAGAGACGGUGGCAACACAAUAGAAGGAUAUUUCAGGAGAACGCCAGCAAAAGGACGAAACUAAACCCGGAAGACAAAGCAGGUCCUAGCACCGCGAACGCCACAUCUCAGGAGGGGCUGUCUGAAGAAUGAGACCUGGAAAUGAGGUGAAAAUAGCCAACGGACUUGUAGAAGAGUUAAAUUUUUACCAAAACAAAGAUCAUUACACCUUUCUCAUAUAAAACGGACACAUAUUUUCAUCUUUGAUAAAUUACUAAUGCAUUUUUUAUCACUUGUCAAAAGUAUAUCACAAAAGAAUGAAAUAGUUUUAAAAUGUACAAGGAUAUUUAGAAAGUUUAAAAAGUUAUAAGGAACGAUAAAAUAAUUACGUUAUACAAGGCAAACUCAUUAAAUUAGAUUAAAAUUUGGCCAAUAAAAAUAAUUUUGCACAUUUUUCAAUUUCUGAUACAUAUUUUAUGUUUACCAUGUGUUAUGUCGAGAAAAGUGAAAGAAAUGUAAUUUAAGUGUUUAAAAAAGCAAUGUUUUCUGGCCAUUACAUCAGUUUGUGUAUUGUAAUAGUAAAAAUGUAUUCUUCCAUUUUAGUAGACAAGUAUGUCUAAGCGAAUGUUCAUACGAUGUUAAACAAUAAACGUAACAAUACAUUAUUCACAAAACUUACAUCUAACCAUCUUUAUAAACGAAAUACA
Messenger RNA from Physella acuta, 2021 nucleotides. Its product is annotated as F-box only protein 39. Gene Ontology annotation, molecular function: protein binding. The record is from RefSeq and is a predicted model, not a curated record. NCBI's taxonomy places the organism in Eukaryota, Metazoa, Mollusca, Gastropoda, Physidae. Gene Ontology annotation, biological process: positive regulation of protein ubiquitination.